AUGAAAGUCAUUGAGGAUGGUUCAGUGCAUCAGGUCCCCGUCCAAUUGUCACGGUACCUCCUGAAACCAUCUAUCAUUUGCCAUCCAAAAUCAACCAUUUUUUCAUCAACGGUUCAACAUCAAGAACAUGAGGAGAACUUCAGUCAACUUUCUUCUUUUGCUCUUUACUUUCAAAGGGACGAAUUGUGGGAGGAAAUGCACCUUUUGGAAAGACUUUUUUACAAAAAUAAGAAUCAACAUAAGCGGGCGAUUUAUUUCCGUAAGAUUGAAGAGGUGAGGAGAAUUGUCAAUAGGCUUAAGGAGAUGAAAAUUGGUAGUCUAUUGUCAGAAUUCGUUGAACUGUUUUAUGGUCAUGAUCAGUAA
Molecule: messenger RNA, 363 nt
Organism: Acaulospora colombiana
Lineage: Eukaryota; Fungi; Glomeromycota; Glomeromycetes; Diversisporales; Acaulosporaceae
Source: the annotation of a GenBank genome assembly